AUGUCCCUAAGACCCUGUUCAGCAUCCCUGCUCCUGGGAGCCUAUAUCCAAGAAGGAAAAACGGAGACAGUGGGCUUAAGGCAUGGCUUCGAUGACAUGAAGGGUGAGGCACAGUGGGCAGCUGACAGGACGCAGCCCCUGCUCCUGGCCUUGAAGUCUGGAGGAUAUAAGGACAUGAGGAGGGGGAAUGAUCUUCACUGGUUAGCAUGUGCCUUAUAUGUGGCUUGCAGAAAAUCUGUGCCGACUGUAAGCAAAGGGACUGUUGAAGGAAACUAUGUAUCUUUAACUAGAAUCCUGCGAUGUUCCGAACAGAGCUUACUUGAAUUUUUUCACAAGAUGAAGAAGUGGGAAGACAUGGCAAACCUACCCCCACAUUUCAGAGAACGUACUGAGAGACUAGAAAGAAACUUCACUGUGUCGGCGGUAAUUUUUAAGAAAUAUGAACCCAUUUUUCAGGACAUUUUUAAAUAUCCUCAAGAGGAGCAGCCUCGUCAACAGAGAGGAAGAAAACAGCGGCGACAGCCCUGUACCGUGUCCGAAGUUUUCCAUUUUUGUUGGGUGCUUUUUAUAUAUGCAAAAGGUAAUUUCCCCAUGAUUAGUGAUGAUUUGGUCAAUUCUUACCAUCUUCUGCUGUGUGCUUUGGACUUGGUUUAUGGAAAUGCGCUUCAAUGUUCCAACCGUAAAGAACUUGUAAACCCUAAUUUUAAAGGCCUGUCAGAGGAUUUUCAUGCUAAGGAUUCUAAACCUUCCUCGGACCCACCUUGUGUCAUUGAGAAACUCUGUUCCUUACAUGAUGGCCUCGUUUUGGAAGCAAAGGGAAUAAAGGAACAUUUCUGGAAACCCUAUAUUAGGAAACUUUAUGAAAAAAAGCUUCUUAAGGGAAAAGAAGAAAAUCUUACAGGGUUUUUAGAACCUGGGAACUUUGCAGAGAGUUUUAAAGCCAUCAAUAAGGCCUAUGAGGAGUAUGUUUUAUCUGUUGGGAAUUUAGAUGAAAGGAUAUUUCUUGGAGAGGAUGCUGAAGAGGAAAUUGGGACUCUGUCACGGUGUCUGAACACUGGUUCGGGAGCAGAGGCUGCUGACAGGGUGCAGAUGAAAGCCAUCCUCCAGCAGCAUUUCGACAAGGUGAGCUGGCCAGUGCCAGGAAAGCAGACAUGCCGGAGUCUCUGUGUUAUUUUUCUACAACAACUUACACAGCAGCUUGGAGUGAUCUUCACCACCAUGCUCACAGGCCUCAAGAAUGCGCCAAGUGAGAAAUUGGAACAGAUUCUAAGGACAUGUUCCAGGGAUCCAACACAGGCUAUUGCCAACAGAUUGAAAGAAAUGUAUGAAAUAUAUUCUCAGCAUUCCCAGCCAGAUGAGGAUUUCAGUAAUUCAACUAAAGAAAUUGCCAGCAAACAUUUUCGUUUUGCAGAAAUGCUCUACUAUAAAGUAUUAGAAUCAGUUAUUGAGCAGGAACAGAAAAGACUGGGAGACAUGGAUUUAUCUGGCAUUCUGGAACAAGAUGCAUUCCAUAGAUCGCUUUUGGCCUGCUGCCUUGAGGUCGUCACUUUUUCUUAUAAGCCUCCUGGGAAUUUUCCAUUUAUUACUGAAAUAUUUGAUGUGCCACUUUAUCAUUUUUAUAAGGUGAUAGAAGUAUUCAUUAGAGCGGAAGAUGGUCUUUGUAGAGAGGUGGUAAAACACCUUAAUCAGAUUGAAGAACAGAUCUUGGAUCAUUUGGCAUGGAAACCAGAGUCUCCACUCUGGGACAGAAUUCGAGACAAUGAAAACAGGGUUCCGACUUGUGAAGAGGUUAUGCCACCUCAGAACCUGGAAAGAGCAGAUGACAUUUGUAUCACUGGCUCUCCUUUGACUCCCAGAAGGGUGAGUGAAGUUCGUGCUGAUACUGGAGGACUUGGAAGAAGCAUGACAUCUCCAGCCACAUUAUAUGACAGAUAUAGCUCCCCGACAGCCAGCUCCACCAGAAGGCGGUUAUUUGUCGAGAAUGAUAGCCCCUCUGAUGGAGGGACACCUGGGCGCAUUGCCCCGCAGCCCCUAGUCAAUGCUGUCCCUGUGCAGAAUGUAUCGGGGGAGGCUGUUUCUGUCACUCCAGUUCCUGGGCAGACUUUGGUCACCAUGGCAACAGCCACUGUCACAGCCAACAAUGGACAAACAGUGACCAUUCCUGUACAAGGUAUUGCGAAUGAAAAUGGAGGGAUAACAUUCUUCCCAGUCCAGGUCAAUGUUGGAGGGCAGGCCCAAGCUGUGACUGGCUCCAUCCAGCCCCUUAGUGCUCAGGCCCUGACUGGAAGUUUGAGCUCUCCACAGGUGACAGGAACAACUUUGCAAGUCCCUGGUCAGGUGGCCAUUCAGCAGAUCUCCCCAGGUGGACACCAGCAGAAACAAGGCCCACCUUUAACUGGCAACAGUAUUAGGCCCAGGAAGACCAGCUCUUUAUCGCUUUUCUUUAGAAAGGUGUACCACUUGGCAGGUGUCCGCCUUCGGGAUCUUUGUGCUAAACUGGAUAUUUCAGAUGAACUGAGGAAAAAAAUCUGGACCUGUUUUGAGUUCUCCAUAAUUCAGUGUCCUGAGCUUAUGAUGGACAGACAUCUGGACCAGUUGUUAAUGUGUGCUAUUUAUGUGAUGGCAAAGGUCACAAAAGAAGACAAGUCCUUCCAGAACAUUAUGCGUUGUUAUAGGACCCAGCCACAAGCCCGGAGCCAGGUGUAUAGAAGUGUUUUGAUAAAAGGGAAAAGGAAAAGAAGAAAUUCUGGCAGCAGUGACAGCAGAAGCCAUCAGAAUUCUCCAACAGAACUAAACAAAGACAGAACCAGCAGAGACUCCAGUCCCGUCAUGCGGUCCAGCAGCACCUUGCCCGUUCCACAGCCCAGCAGCGCUCCUCCUACACCUACUCGCCUCACAGGUGCCAACAGUGACAUGGAAGAGGAGGAGAGGGGAGACCUCAUUCAUUUCUACAACAAUAUCUACAUAAAGCAAAUUAAAACAUUUGCCAUGAAGUACUCACAAGCAAACGUAAUGGAUGCUCCUCCUCUCUCUCCAUAUCCAUUUGUCAGGACAGGCUCUCCUCGCCGAAUACAGCUAUCUCAAAAUCAUCCUAUCUACAUUUCACCACAUAAAAAUGAAACGAUGCUUUCUCCUCGAGAAAAGAUUUUCUAUUACUUCAGCAACAGUCCUUCAAAGAGACUGAGAGAAAUUAACAGUAUGAUACGGACAGGAGAAACUCCAACCAAAAAGAGAGGGAUACUUUUGGAAGAUGGAAGUGAAUCACCCGCAAAAAGAAUUUGCCCAGAAAAUCACUCUGCCUUAUUACGCCGUCUCCAAGAUGUAGCUAACGACCGAGGUUCUCACUGA
Molecule: messenger RNA, 3348 nt
Organism: Puma concolor (puma)
Lineage: Eukaryota; Metazoa; Chordata; Mammalia; Carnivora; Felidae
Source: RefSeq, a predicted model, not a curated record